Molecule: messenger RNA, 760 nt
Organism: Phytophthora nicotianae INRA-310
Lineage: Eukaryota; Oomycota; Peronosporomycetes; Peronosporales; Peronosporaceae
Exons: 1
Coding region: 164-595 (143 amino acids)
Cellular component (GO): extracellular region
Source: RefSeq, a predicted model, not a curated record
CGUGAUCCUAAUCAUCACAGGGAGGGAAGGCCCUCCCGCUUGCGCUCUUUCUCACGCUGCUUGAACUAGAAUCGCUAUUUCAAUAGUUAACAUUAACGUGACGAGAGCUCGUUCAUUUUCCUUUUAGGACAUCAACGACAAGAGUCCAAAGCGCUUCAGCUCAAUGAUGCAUCACUUCGUCUUCACAUCUGCUGCCACAAUUCUGCUGCUGCUAUAUCUCUUCGCUCGGACAGGAUUCGCCAUUGAACUCUGCUCACCAGUCGUGAGUCACCUCGUUAAGAACACGCUCGACAACGGAAGGCUCUUCAGCUCCUGUUCGGUGAAUAAAUCACGCAGAAGAGUUCGCGUUAGCUCGCUCUUCGACGUACUCGACUUCCCCGAACGCGAUUUCCUUGUCUUCUGUCGGUCUCCAGAAUGUACCAAGCCCAUUCAAACGCUUCUACAUGCUAUUCCGACUCGCUGUCUCGUCACCUAUUGUGGUUCUGCGCGUAAUAUCUCCGAAGAAAUAUCGAUGCUAGCCGACAAGUGCGCAGUAGCCACCAGAGCAGCAGACAAAACUGACGAGGAAUACUUGUACAAAUAUUUCUUGGAUUAGCGAGUAACAAACCGUCGAUUGCAAAGAAGAUAUAUCAAAAUAUACACGUAGCUCUUGUUGUGAUGAAAGGCAAUGCGAUAUGAAGUUGUUGAGAAUGCAUUGAGAACUGUUGAAGUUGCUUCAGUUGCUCUAUCAUGUGGUUACACAAAUUUAUGUGGUCCGUAG